AAGGCACUCCCUUUCCGUUGGAAUUGCUAGGUUUGGGCUCCAGCCUCGAAGCUUGCCGCCGUGACAGGAGAGGGAGAGGGAGAGGGAGAGGGAGAGGAGAGAAAGCAACCAUAAUAAGAGAGAAACAGAGUCCUUGGCGUUGAUUCACAUCUUCUUGGAAGGAACAAACUGGUCCUUCUUAAGAGUGAAGCGGGGGAUAGUCAUGGCGGUUAGAAUUUGCAGGACUUCACUUAGGGAUGCUGCAGUGAAGAGGCUCGGGUCUUUCAUGACUGGCGGCGCCCGAAUCUGUACCCGCCAGUUGAGUUCCGGGACCGGCGAAGCCGGCACCGCCGCACCUAAAGCUACUCUGGGCACCGCAGGACCCACUGCCAAGGCUCCACACCCUUCGAAGAAGGGAAGGCUUUUGACAGGAGCCAUGAUAGGUCUGGCAAUAGCAGGAGGAGCAUACAUUAGUACUGCAGAUGAAGCAACAUUUUGUGGGUGGUUGUUCUCGGCUACGAAACUUGUGAACCCAUUAUUUGCUCUGCUAGAUGCAGAAGAUGCACAUCGCUUGGCUAUUUCAGCUGCCUCUCAGAAUUUGCUUCCUAGGGAGAAAAGGCCUGACCCAUUAAUACUUAGUCUGGAAGUCUGGGGUCGGAAAUUUAGAAAUCCUAUUGGCCUUGCUGCUGGUUUUGAUAAGAAUGCUGAGGCAAUUGAAGGUUUACUUGGGUUAGGAUUUGGUUUUGUUGAAGUUGGUUCAGUUACUCCUAUGCCUCAGGAGGGUAAUCCAAAGCCUCGUAUAUUCAGACUGCCAAAGGAGGGUGCUAUACUCAAUCGCUGUGGAUUCAAUAGUGAAGGAAUUGUGGUUGUUGCUAAGCGUCUUGGUGCCCAACAUGGAAAGAGAAAAAUGGAAGAAACAGCAAGCAAUUUAUCUUCAUCCAAUGAUGAUGUAAAGCAGGGAGGCAAAGCGGGUCCUGGAAUUCUUGGUGUCAAUAUUGGCAAGAACAAGACAAGUGAAGAUGCAGCUGCAGACUAUGUUCAAGGAGUUCAUACUCUUUCUCAGUAUGCUGAUUACUUGGUGAUUAAUGUUUCGUCACCAAAUACUCCUGGCCUUCGCAGGCUUCAAGGCAGGAAACAACUGAAGGAUCUUGUUAAGAGGGUUCAAGCUGCUCGUGAUGAGAUGCAAUGGGCAGAGGAUGGUCCACCACCGUUGCUUGUGAAGAUUGCUCCAGAUUUGUCUAAAGAAGAUCUCCAAGACAUUGCAGCAGUGGCUCUUAAUCUUCGCUUGGAUGGAUUGAUAAUAUCCAACACAACCAUUUCAAGACCAGAUCCUGUAAAUAGUCACCCUUUAGCUAAAGAAGCUGGUGGUUUAAGUGGAAAACCACUCUUCGAUCUUUCCACGAGCAUUCUAAGAGAGAUGUAUAUUCUUACCCGGGGAAAGAUCACCCUUGUUGGUUGUGGAGGUAUUAGCAGCGGUGAAGAUGCCUACAAAAAGGUUCGAGCUGGUGCAACACUUGUACAACUCUAUACAUCCUUUGCUUAUGGUGGACCGGCACUUAUUCCCCAGAUGAAGGUACAGUGGCUGAACUGGCGGAGUGUCUGAAAAGAGAUGGUUUCAAAUCUAUCCAGGAGGCUGUAGGUGCGGACUGUAGAUAAUACUCUUAUUUGAAGACAUCAGCGUCAAAGCUUUUCCCUAGGCUUCCGUUGAACGUGAUUUUAAUGAAGUAUUUGUCCCAGUUCUUCUUAUUGAAAGAGGCACAGCAUUGAAGAUAUAAAGAGUGAGACCAAUUCAUCAUCAGAGGUGCGGCAAGCUUUCUUCCGGUUAUGAUUUAUGUUUCUGUUGGACCCCAUUUUUAAUGUUUUAUAAAGCAGUUUUUUAGUAAAAAGUUAAAAUAUUUGUACUAAAAAGCUACUUUAAAAAACAGAAAAAAAGCCGUCCCAAACAAAAGCCUUAAUGCAACAAAUUUUCUACUCAU
Molecule: messenger RNA, 1955 nt
Organism: Dendrobium catenatum
Lineage: Eukaryota; Viridiplantae; Streptophyta; Magnoliopsida; Asparagales; Orchidaceae
Product: dihydroorotate dehydrogenase (quinone), mitochondrial
Exons: 11
Coding region: 203-1582 (459 amino acids)
Biological process (GO): 'de novo' pyrimidine nucleobase biosynthetic process; pyrimidine ribonucleotide biosynthetic process
Cellular component (GO): mitochondrial inner membrane; cytoplasm
Molecular function (GO): dihydroorotate dehydrogenase activity
Source: RefSeq, a predicted model, not a curated record